GUAUUGGCAGUGAAUUUCGGAACGCAGCCUUUAUUCCUGAACACGUGGGAACAUACACGUGUGUGAAUCAAAUUUAUUUAGCAUUAUUGAUCAAAUGAGAAAUGUUAAACACAUAUUAAUAAUCACUAAAAGUAUUUUAUUUGUGGAGAAAGGCUUCAAGUAUAUUGAAAGAAAAAAUUUUGUUGCACUUAAAAGUUCUUAAAACUUGCAAUAUACACAAUAGUUUUUAUCUCAAAACUUUCAUCAUGUACUGAUGUACCUCAGUAAUUUCUAUUAAGAAUUGUGAAGGAAUAAUAAGUAAAAUGGGCUUGACUAAACAAUACCUAAGAUAUGUUCCAGCAGGUAAUACUAACAUAAUUGCAAGCUGUCGAUGCAAUGUUAUUUUUGUAACAUUAGAAGGACAAGAAGGAAGAUUCAUAGCUAGUGCAGCAUGUGAACAUGUGUUUAUCUGGGAUUUACGGCUUGGUGAGAAGGCACAAGUUCUGUCUGGUGAAAAAGUACAGGUGACACACCUAGCUGCAUCACCUGACAAAAAACAUAUUGCUGUUGGUUACGCAGAUGGCACAGUGAAAAUCUUUGAUUUAUGCUCUGCUGAAAAUAUUAGUAUAUUUGUAGGACACAAGUCUGCAAUUACAACAUUAGCAUAUGAUGCUUUAGGUCAUAAAUUGGCCAGUGGUUCUAAUGAUACAGAUAUCAUUGUCUGGGAUGUUGUUGCGGAAACUGGAAUAUGUCGAUUGAUUGGACACAAAAAUGUUGUAACUAAAUUGGUGUUUAUGAAGGAACAUAAUAUCCUCAUUAGCUCUAGCAAAGAUACUUAUGUGAAAUUUUGGGAUUUAGACACAGAACAUAAUUUCAAAACCCUUGUUGGACAUAGAUCAGAAGUUUGGAGUUUUGUAUUAGUGAAAGAUGAUAAAUAUUUAAUAACAGGAUGCAAUGAUACAGAACUGCGUGUUUGGAAAAUAACUUUUGUGGAUAACAAAAAUAUUGAAUUUAAUACUGCUACAAACGAUAUAGACCUCAAUGAGGAAAGUAUAGACACAGAUAUGAAAUAUCCUAUGAGAUGUGAAAAAAUUUCAAGUAUAUUAAAAGUUGGACGUGGUCGAGUCAUCUCGUUACAAGUUGACCCUACGUGUAAAGUUAUUGGAUGUUAUGGGGUUGGCCAUAUUGUAGAAUUGUUUUCUCUAGUGCCCGAUGAUAAAGUAAAAGAAAAAUUUGCAAAGAGAUUAAAAAAAAGGAUAAAGGCUCAAAAGGAGGGAAAGGAUGUAGAGAAGGAACUACCAAAUGCACCGACUUUGGAGGAUGAGAUAAAACGUUUACCUGCCUUUAAAAUAUCCAGUAAAAUCAAAGGGCUUGAUUUAAUUAUAGGCAAAGGAAACGAACUCAGAAUAUGUGUUGGAGCUGAUAAUAACUCAAUCGAAUUACAUUCUUUAUAUAUGGAUAUGAAGGACGCUAAAGUGAAUAGUUUGCGUUCUUUAAUGAUACACGGACAUCGCACGGACGUGCAUGCCCUUUGUUUCAGCUCUGAUAAUUUGGUAUUCGCUACUGUUAGUGGAGAUUCAAUUAAAUUAUGGAACAGGCCAACAUUGUCGUGCUUACGCACAAUACAGUGUGAUUAUGCUUUGACGGUAACAUUUGUGCCAGGCGACAAACAUCUGAUUGUCGGUUUAAAAGACGGUAAAAUGCUUAUCGUCGAUAUUGGAUCUGGCGAUAUUUUGGAAGAAAUACCAGCGCAUUCCAAAGAACUUUGGAGUGUGGCAUUAUUCCCCGACUUGAAAGGGGUUGCUAGCGGCGGCGGUGAUCAUACUGUAAAAUUUUGGAACUUCGAGCUCAUUGCGGAUUCUAACAGUCAAAUCAAAGCGAAAGUACUCUCUGUUGUACAUACGAAAACGCUUACACUUGAGGAGAGCGUACUGUGCGUAAGAAUAAGCCCAAACAACAGACUCCUUGCCGUUUCUCUAAUGGACUGCACUGUUAAGAUCUUUUUUGUGGACACUUUCAAGUUCUUUACGUCGCUUUACGGACACAAGUUACCAGUGCUGUGUAUGGACAUAUCCAGCGACUCUACUCUCAUAGCGACUGGUUCUGCUGAUCGCAACGUUAAAAUAUGGGGUCUGGAUUUCGGCGAUUGUCACAAGUCCAUAUUUGCGCACGACCAUUCUGUUACGGGCCUGUCGUUUGUACCUGGUACACACUAUUUCUUCACUUCUGGGAAAGACGGCAAAAUCAAGCAAUGGGAUGCCGACAUAUUCCACAAGAUUGUUACAUUACAAGGACACUUUGGAGAAAGUUGGAAUUGCUGCAUUUCUCCAAACGGCGUUUACGUCGCGUCGUGCGGUUCUGAUAGAGUGAUAAGAUUGUACGAAAAAACUGACGAACUUUUGGUACUGCAAGACGAAGAGGAGGAAGAAAGGGAGCAGCAGGAAAAGGAAUUAGUCACUGGAGAAAAAACUAUGGUGAUGGGGCAGAAACAGCAGACGUUGCCUUCCAGGAAAACCGUUAGCAGUGAGAAGGCUGCUGAAUUGAUACUAGAAUGUUUGGAAAUGACCAAACAAUACGAGGAAGAAUCGAAAGUUACUUCAACCAACGCAGUGCCACCACUUCCUCUGUUAGCGCAGGGUUACAAUUGCACAAAUAUGGAGGAUUUCUUAUUGGAGACUUUUAAACGAGUUAGAGCAAGUGAAUUGGAAGAAACGCUGAUGCUAUUGCCGUUCUCCGCCGCGUGUGAUAUUCUGCAAAGACUACCUGUAUUGUUGAAAAGGGACUACCACACUGAGCUAUUGGCUAAAUUAGCUUUGUGCUUGAUACAAGUUCAUCAUGGUCCCAUCGUGGCUAAUGGAUAUCUUUUAUCCACGUUGGAGAACGUGAGGAUACUUGCUAUGGAAAAGAUAUCUACUUUGAGGGAUACUGUUGGAUUUAAUUUACAUGGUAUGGCAUACAUGCAACGUGUGCUUGAGGAACGAGAAGGAAUCAAACUCUUCAAGGAUGCUACUAAAAAUAGCAAACAAAGAAACAAAGUGAAAAGAAAUAAGGAAAAGGCUGUUAAGAGAGCAGUUAUGAAUCUGUAAAUCUUAACAUGAAAGUUUUUGUAUGUAAAUACGAUUACUAAGUUGUGAUGUUUUAUAUUGAUUAUAAGAAUAAAUAAUGCAUUAGUUAUA
Messenger RNA from Odontomachus brunneus, 3155 nucleotides. Its product is annotated as WD repeat-containing protein 3. The record is from RefSeq and is a predicted model, not a curated record. Bases 303 to 3065 code for a protein of 920 amino acids. The transcript is spliced from 14 exons. Gene Ontology annotation, molecular function: protein binding; snoRNA binding. NCBI's taxonomy places the organism in Eukaryota, Metazoa, Arthropoda, Insecta, Hymenoptera, Formicidae. Gene Ontology annotation, cellular component: Pwp2p-containing subcomplex of 90S preribosome; small-subunit processome. Gene Ontology annotation, biological process: maturation of SSU-rRNA.